AGCUGACAAAGUAAAGUCUGGGUUUAACGUGUGUUCUUGUCCUUUAGAUGAACUAUUCCCAGGUAACGGAGGUGUGUGUGUGUGUGUGUGGAGGCGAGGCGAGGCGGAUGCGUCCUGUGUGAGCGUAGAGCAUGAGGAGAUGGAUGCGGCUCAGUCUGACUACUCUGAUGAUCCGUGGGUGAUCACGUCCGAGCAGAUGGAUUAUUACACACAUCAGUUCCUCAGUCUUCAGUGUGACCCCUCAGGCCUCAUCCUGGGCCCUGAUGCAAAAAACUUCUUCACGAAGUCGAAGCUGCCGAUCCUCGAGCUCUCUCAUAUAUGGGAGCUGAGUGAUGUGGAUCGGGACGGAGCCCUCACUUUCCCAGAAUUCUGCAUGGCGUUUCACCUGGUAGUGGCUCGUAAGAACGGUUACACACUUCCUGACCAGCUGCCACACACACUGCUCUCAGCCUUCAGACCUCCACCUCAGGACUCACAGCCUCUCAUCCUAUUUGAGGACACAGAGACUCUCAGGCAAAAGGAAAUCAUCAGCCAGCAGGAAGUCCGAGAGGAGACACAUGAGCAAGAGUUCAGUCAGGAGAGAGCAGAAGAAAACCAGAUGAUACAGCAAAGCAGCACUGUAAAACCAGAUCCUCCAAAUGAGCUAGAUGUUAAUGCGAAGUCAAGAACCAGACCCAGGUCUUUCUCCAGCACCUCUAUAGAUGAUGCUAUGAAGAAAUCAGAAGAGCCUCCUACUCCUCCACCCCGUCCUCAGAAAACACACUCUCGUGCUUCAUCACUCGAUCUGAACAAACUCCUGCAGCAGGGUGGGAAGAGCUGCUGGCUUCCUCAUCCUCCUGCACUUCCGCCUCGGACCACCUCAACCUCACAGACUCCUCACGUCGUCCCGGCGAUGCAGCAAAACUCCCAGCAUGCCAUGCAGCAGCCUUAUUAUGUAGACUUUACCAAGUGCAGAGUUCAGGAGGAUUCCACGGUGCUCUCCCAAAGCCACACCCCUCAGAAACCAGCUCGCAAAAAACUCCACUCAGAAUGCCAGAAUGCUAAUCAGGCUGUGGGUGUGGCCUGUCCAAACCCCGCCCCUUCAUCAGGGCACAAACUGGGUCCACGGUUGAAGAAAGAGAUUCAGAUGGCCAUCAGAAAGAAUAAAGAAGCGAAUGCUGUUCUGAAACGCCUCAACAGUGAACUGCAGCAACAGUUAAAGGAGAUUCACCUGCAGAGGGUUACAUUAGAGUCUCAGCUGGACCUGCUGCGUCCAUCAGCCUCCACUUGACCUUCUGAAAACACACACACACACACACACACACAUUAAUAAGCACACACACACACACACACACACACACACACACACA
Molecule: messenger RNA, 1349 nt
Organism: Tachysurus fulvidraco (yellow catfish)
Lineage: Eukaryota; Metazoa; Chordata; Actinopteri; Siluriformes; Bagridae
Gene: reps2
Product: RALBP1 associated Eps domain containing 2
Exons: 14
Coding region: 140-1270 (376 amino acids)
Biological process (GO): endocytosis; endosomal transport
Cellular component (GO): plasma membrane; cytoplasm
Molecular function (GO): protein binding; calcium ion binding
Source: RefSeq, a predicted model, not a curated record